AUGGCGCGCGAGCACGUCAAAUCGACGUUGGCGGCGAUGGCUUCGCGCAACACGAAGGCCGCCAACCGAGCCAAGGCAGCGAUGAAAGCCUUCCGCACGGCCGUGACCAAGAUUCUUGUAGAGGCUGAAGAGGAAGAUGCAUUAAAAUCGAAAUCAGAGAUUAUCGCGGGUGCGAUUAAGGACCGAAAGAGUGAUGCCACGCGCAUCCUCACCAACCUGCAUGAAUACUACGAGGAGCUGUCGUCGAUGAAUGAGUCGACGGCUCUUUACGACUCGCUUUUGAAGGAGCUCAUGGAGUAUUUGGACAAGUUGGAUGCUCUGCAAUCGCGUAUGUCGCAGGGCACGGUCGAAAUACCCGUUCCUGAAUCCGCGCGCGAUACUGAUCAUGAGCCGAGCACCGCGGCGUGCGGGUCACUGCAGGUCGAGCAGGAAACGCUACCUGUGAGGUUUACACACCCGGUCGAAUCGCGGAUGAUCGAGGAGCGUUCUCAGCAGAUCCAGCAGUUGAGAAGCAACAUAUAUGAUAUCCAGGACCUGUACGUCCAAAUUGGGGACGUAGUGGAGUACCAGGGCGACCAAUUAGACAACAUCGAAAGCAACAUGGCUCACGCUUUUGAGGACACGCUGGAGACCAACAUUGCGUUGAACCAUACGGCUGAACGUCGUCGCUCUUCGUGGUGGCCCAACUAUGCCCUAUAUAUACUAGCGUUUGCGCUGGUCGUGAUAGUGCUGCUUUAUCGCAAAAUGUGA
This is a messenger RNA of Babesia bigemina, 750 nucleotides long. RefSeq lists its product as hypothetical. The coding region runs from base 1 to 750 and encodes 249 amino acids. The transcript has 7 exons. NCBI's taxonomy places the organism in Eukaryota, Apicomplexa, Aconoidasida, Piroplasmida, Babesiidae. The record is from RefSeq and is a predicted model, not a curated record. Gene Ontology annotation, biological process: regulation of apoptotic process; vesicle fusion; intracellular protein transport. Gene Ontology annotation, cellular component: endomembrane system; SNARE complex; membrane. Gene Ontology annotation, molecular function: SNARE binding; SNAP receptor activity.